GCCUUCUCGAAAAUCAAAAUAGACAUCGGACGAAGAAGUCUGUAAUUCCCGCAGCGUCGCCGGGUUCUCUCGCCGGAAAACAAUUCCUGACUUCUGACGUUGACGAAGCGACGGCAUUUUAGAAAUAAACACGAAAAGGGAAACAAAAAUAAACAUCGUUUUGUUCUCUGCCUCUUUCCUCCCUAUUUAAAAAUUUUGAUGGCACAGGCAGUUCCUCUUUACCUCACCCGUCUAUUGGUUCUUCUCUAAAAUACGAAUAUUCAUAUCCAGCGAGAUUCAGGUAUAGGUCGUACGUUCUCUGGAAUUCUGAUUACCGGACAACAAACCCACUGGCUUCCUCAGAAAUUUCGGUUUGAAACUAAGGAAUUUUGUCGGAAAUAAGACCUGUGUUUGAUGAUUCAGCCUUGGUUUUCAUGCCAUUGUUGUGAAUGGUGCGAUGAGCGGGUCGACUGUGCAGAAUUGAUGGAUUUAUUGGUAGAUGCAAUGUACUAUCUGGAAACUAGUGAUCGCUUUUUUGGUUGUUAGAUCUAUUUAUCUGAAAUAACUUUGGAUUUGUUUCCGAUCUUCUGAAGUUGAGAACAUUUUGGUUCUGGAAUUUGGAAUUUUUGCAUUUGUUUGGGGUUCAUUUUGACUAUGAGGUAGUGGAUCAAUGUGCUGUUUUUGAGCAUUUGAUGGAGGUAGCGAUGUCGAAGGUCAUUCACGAAGGGUGGAUGGUGCGAUAUGGCCGGAAGAAGAUUGGCCGUUCCUUCAUCCAUAUGCGGUAUUUCGUUCUUGAACCUCGGCUUCUCGCUUAUUACAAGAAGAAGCCAGAGGAUAAUGUUGUCCCAACAAAAACCAUUCUCAUUGAUGGGAAUUGUAGGGUGGAAGACAGGGGCUUGAAGACACACCAUGGGCAUAUGAUUUAUGUUUUGUCAGUUUACAAUAAGAAGAAGGGCCAGCGGAUUAUGAUGGCAGCAUUUAACAUCCAGGAGGCACUGAUGUGGAAGGAAAAAAUUCAGCAUGUCAUUGAUCAGGUUCUCCAUUCUUCAAGGCAUCAAGAGUCACUGAAUGUUAAUAGUCACAAAUCAACCUUGUUAUUUGAAUAUAAAUCUGGCAUUGAUGAUGGAAGGGCUGUUUCCUCAUCUGACAAUGAAAGUCAGUUCAGUGCACAGGAAGAUGAAGCAGAGAGCCGCCAAACUUUAUUUCAGAGAAGAGCAAUAAGAAAUGGUGCUCCUGAUUCCAUAUUUGAUUGGGCCAGAGAAUUUGGUUCAGAAUUGUCAAAUAAAAAUACCUGUAAUAAAGUUUUCUCUGCAAAGCAUUGGCAUCUUGUCAAAUGCCAGAAUGGACUUCGCAUUUUUGAGGAGUUGCUUGAAGUUGAUUAUCUUCCAAGGAGCUGUGGCAGAGCAAUGAAAGCUGUGGGUGUGGUGGAAGCUACAUGUGAAGAAAUAUUUCAGCUUAUAAUGAGCAUGGAUGGAAGACGGUUUGAGUGGGACUGUAGUUUCCAGUAUGGUAGCUUAGUUGAGGAAGUAGAUGGACACACAGCAGUGAUUUAUCACAGACUGCAGCUAGAUUGGUUCCCAAUGUUUGUCUGGCCCCGUGACCUUUGCUAUGUGCGUUAUUGGCGUCGUAAUGAUGAUGGAAGUUAUGUUGUUCUAUUUCGUUCUAGAGAGCAUGAGAACUGUAGUCCACAGCCAGGAUUUGUUCGGGCCCAUGUUGAGAGUGGAGGAUUCACCAUUUCCCCAUUAAAACCUCAUUGUGGACCUCGAGCAAAAGUGCAGUAUCUUAUGCAAAUUGAUCUCAAAGGGUGGGGAGUUGGUUAUUUUCGAUCAUUUCGGAAACAUUGCCUCCUCAAUAUGCUCAAUAGUGUAGCUGCGGUCUUAACAGGGCUACGUGAAUGGUUUUCUCAAACAGAUGAAAGACAUACAAUUCCAAUGAUCCCAGUCAUGGUAAAUAUGACCUCUGGUCCUCCCUCAGAAAAGGUUCAGAAAAAUCAGGAACCUUCCAUUCUUCGAUCAUUGGAUAAGUUACAUUCUGUUGGGAGAAAUUCUAUGAUGAUAGAUGAAUAUUCUGAUGACGAUGAAGAAUUUCAAAUAGCUGAGUCUGAACAAGAGGCUGGCUCAACUAGGCAAGAGAUUGAACCCAAACAGACAGAAACUGAAGCUGAUAAGGAACCAGCUGAACAAAUUGAUAUGUCCUGUUUUUCUGGCAAUCUACGAAGGAAUGACAAUGAUAAUGGCCGUGACUGUUGGAGAAUACCUGACAGCAACCUCUUCAAAGUCCGGAGCAAGAAUUUUUGUUUCGACAAAACAAAGAUUCCUGCAGGGAAGUAUCUGAUGGAGCUUGUUGCAGUUGAUUGGUUCAAGGACACAAAAAGAAUGGACCAUGUUGUGAGACGUAAAGGCUGUGCAGUGCAAGUUGCUUCAGAAAAGGGAUUUUUCUCACUGGCCAUCAAUCUACAGGUGCCUGGGUCAACUCACUACAGUAUGGUGUUUUAUUUUGUAAUAAAACAAUUGGUGCCUGGAUCUCUCUUGCAACGGUUUGUUGAUGGUGAUGAUGAAUUCCGUAACAGUAGGCUGAAACUCAUUCCAUCAGUUCCUAAGGGCUCAUGGAUUGUACGACAGAGUGUUGGAAGCAGUCCUUGUUUAUUAGGCAAGGCAGUUGAUUGUAAUUACAUCCGUGGUCCCAAGUACUUAGAAAUAGAUGUUGAUAUUGGUUCUUCUACUGUUGCUAAUGGAGUCUUGGGGCUUGUGUGUGGCGUAAUCACAACUCUGGUGGUUGACAUGGCUUUUCUUGUGCAGGGAAACACUGCAGAUGAGUUGCCAGAACGACUUAUUGGUGCUAUACGUGUCUCACAUGUUGAGCUGUCAUCUGCCAUAGUGCCAAUACUAGAAUCCAACCCGGCGGCCGAGUGAAACAGUGACCCUCCUGCUUUAUGUGCAGAAAACCACCUGCAUCAGAUCGGAUGAACCGGACUAUGCUGUAGUGUAGAGCCCAUUCACCUGCUGCAUUUGGGAGGUGCCUCAAACAACCAGGUGCAGGUAGAUUGACCCAAUGAAGAUUACAAAUGUAUGUAUAUUUGAAAUUCUCACCAGACGGAAGAAUUACAAAGUAGCAUCAGUUCUUUUCCUUGUUCUUUCAGUUUGUUUCCUUUUUCUUUUCUUUUCCCCUUGCUUUAUUUUGCAUUGUCUCGCUAAGCAUUUUUUAGUUUUUUUUUUUGGAAGAUAAGCAAAUAUAUAUAUUAGAUAAGAGAAAGAUGUACAAAGUUGUCAACUCUUGGAACCCCAUCAGUAUA
Molecule: messenger RNA, 3271 nt
Organism: Nelumbo nucifera (sacred lotus)
Lineage: Eukaryota; Viridiplantae; Streptophyta; Magnoliopsida; Proteales; Nelumbonaceae
Source: RefSeq, a predicted model, not a curated record